UCACUGUCAGAACAGGUCAGCCUUCAGGCAAUCUUAGAAUUUGUUUUGCUUGCUUGCAUUUUUGCAAUUGCAUUGCAAGAACCACUAUAUAACUAGAACUCUUUUCCUUUUAUAUGUUUUUGGGAUUAAAAUAAAUUUUGAACAUUAUAUAUUAUUAUCUGUGUUUAGAACUUUGCAGAUUGGCUCAGAAAGAAAUACAUAGUUUGUGUGUAAUGUGAAAAUUUCCUUCUGAUUAAAGUAAUUGUAUAACAAGGUUUGAAAUAAGUAGGAUGAAUGACCAUCAGGCCAAAAAGAUUUUAUUCAAUAAAUCUACGCUAGUGAGUCUUAAAGCAGAAUUACUAAGAAAGCAAGAAGAAGUGAAUGAAAAGAAGCAGCUACCUCGAAAUAAAAUUGAACAUUUUAAACCAGCUGCCAGAAAGACAAGCCAGACGGCAACGGAAGCUAAUACCCCAAAGAAAAGCUUCAAAGAUAACCUAAAGGCGUUUGAUAUAGAGGAACUAGAAGCAUGUAGAAAGGCAAAAUUAGCAUUAGAAAAAAAGGCAGAACUCUAUGCACACUUGUCAGAUGGUGUGGGCACUUCUCAACUGGCUGGAAGAUUUUUGGUGGAUUUCAACAUUAAGAAGCAGCAGGAGCACACUCCAAAUAAUGCAGCUACUGAGACUGAGGCUGAGGAUGGUGGUAGCUGUGAGGUUGAUGAAAGUGACUGGACGGAAUUCACAGACUGUCUGGGUCGUACACGAAAAUGUCUCAAAUCUGACUUAGAAUAUUUCAAAGAAAAAGAUGCACAGUUAUUUAAGGCAAAGGAUAAAUCAAGUACUCAUGUUGCAGAUGAAAAUAUUAGAAAGGAUAUAGAUAAACCACCAGCAAAGCCGUUCCUCGUUCAGAAGACAAAUGACUACCUCCAGUCUUUGCGUGAGAAGUGGGAAGAAAAGGAGAGGGAGUUGCUUGCAAAAGACAAAGAUAUACAUUAUCAAGACUUGCUAUUUGAUGAGGCCCGCAUGCACGGCGUUGGUUAUUACUCAUUCAGUACUGAUGAGACGGAACGUAAGAAACAAAUGGAAGAGCUGAUCAAACGUCGUCAAGAGACUUUGCAAGCUCAACAGGAGGCCGAGGAGGAGAGGAUGAAACGUGAAGAGCUAAUGGCGGCUCGAGUGGCGGCUGCUAGGGCGAGGCAGAGGGCCAGGGCUGGGUUGCCGCCCGAAGAGGAACCUAAAGAAAAACCAAAGGACUUUGCAACUUGCUUGCUGGAAUUCCUAAAUCAACAAAAAGAAGAAGCUGAUGUAAAAGCAAAGGAAGAAGAAAACAGAAUCAAAGAAGAAAAAGAAAAGGAACGGCAAAAAUUGCGGGAAUCUUAUGUUCGUGAUUGGGACAUCGGCAAAGAAGGCGUUGAGGAAAAGGUGAAGAAAUUCAGAGAAAUGACUCAAGAAGAAUAUGUAGAACAGCAAAGAGACAAACGAAUUGAAGAAUUCGCACCACCACAAACAUCUUCUGCCUCUAAUUCUCAAUUCACGUUCGACACUAAAGGCAGUAUAGUAGACGCUGAGACCAAUGCUCCAGUUAAAAAAACUUGGGCUGAUGUAAGACGAAAACGGGCAGAAACCCCACCAGACAUUUUUAUUCCGAAUGAAGAAAAAGGCCUUUAUUUUUCGACUAGUAAGAAAACUGAAACUAAAGUUAAGUAUCGGAACUUUACAAAAAGCCAAGAGCCGAGUCUUAUAAUCAAUGAAUUAGAAAAUGAUGGAAGUGAAGGUAAAAAUCAAAAUGACUCCGAAGAACUGUUAUCUAAUGCAGAAUUUGCUCCACCGCCAACAUACGAUUAUUAUGGACCUCCACCAACAAAAUAUCGUAGACAAGAAAAACCAUUCCAGUCUGACAUUAGGGAAGCCUACGCCCAAGGUGCAAAGAGCCUAGAAGCCAAAUCAAAUUGUAAAAAAUUACCUAGGCAUUAUGAUUUUACUUUUGAUUGAAAUAAAAAAUCCUUAUUGCAGUCAAGUGUUUAUUUACACUGUUUCUAAUACUAGUAUCACAAUUAUGAACACUACCAAUGUGAAUAAGUUUAAAAUCUACUUUUAUUUAAUAAGAUAAAGCUACUAUAAAGA
Amyelois transitella is the source of this 2099-nucleotide messenger RNA. Its product is annotated as coiled-coil domain-containing protein 174. Gene Ontology annotation, cellular component: nucleus. Lineage: Eukaryota; Metazoa; Arthropoda; Insecta; Lepidoptera; Pyralidae. Bases 270 to 1967 code for a protein of 565 amino acids. The record is from RefSeq and is a predicted model, not a curated record. The transcript has 7 exons.